Messenger RNA from Culicoides brevitarsis, 3160 nucleotides. RefSeq names its product GTPase-activating protein (gene RasGAP1). The record is from RefSeq and is a predicted model, not a curated record. The coding region runs from base 1 to 2826 and encodes 941 amino acids. The transcript has 8 exons. Lineage: Eukaryota; Metazoa; Arthropoda; Insecta; Diptera; Ceratopogonidae. Gene Ontology annotation, biological process: regulation of GTPase activity; intracellular signal transduction.
AUGGCAGCGGACGCAAGAAUAAGAGAAUGCGAGCAGUUGCGAAUAAAAAUUGGAGAGGCAAAAAAUUUACUCGGACGUACUAAUUCAUGCGGAACUGUCGGAAACCGGGAUGUUUAUUGCACAGUGGCAUUGGACCAAGAAGAAAUAUGUCGCACACCGACAAUCGAACGCACCUUGUCGCCAUUUUUCGGCGAGGAGUAUCAGUUUGAGAUCCCGCGUAAAUUCCGCUUUCUCUCCGUGUACAUUUGGGAUCGCGACAAACACUUGAAACAAGACAAGCCAAUCGGGAAAAUCGCCAUUAAACGUGAGGAAUUGCACGGUUACAACAACAAAGAUCAUUGGUUCAGUUUGAGGCCCGUUGACGAAGAUUCCGAGGUGCAGGGCAUGGCACAAAUUGAGAUCGCCAUUGACGAUGGCAGUACAACCCUGACGAAGCGCGAUGAUUUUGGCGCCAAUUCUGAUGCGAUGAAAGAAAAUGCGCUUGGGACAAUUGCAGCGCAUGGCAGUCCCGCACCGAAAAGUAUACUUAAGACAAAUAGCGAGUUCAGUAAAAAAGCGAACAUUCUCGAGAGUUUAUCGGCGCUUCGAAUCGAGACAAAACCGCGGAUAAUUUUGAAAUUGACAGAAUGCAUCGAUUUGGCGCGCAAAAAUGGAUCAUGCGAUCCAUAUGCUGUCGUUACAGCUUUUUAUUCGAACAAGCGGAAAGUCGUGAAACGUACUAAGGUGAAAAAGAAGACCGUGAAUCCGGCAUUCAAUGAGAUAAUGUGCUUCGAUUUGAGCGUAGAUUCGAACGAAAGUAAGCACGAUAGUAAUUCGGCGUAUACAGUGGCGCCCCUUGGCGGUGCCGAUUUGAGUGAAAUAACGAUCACACUGUGGCACGAUUCGCCCGUGAUGGGCGACGAUGUCUUCUUGGGCGAAAUAAAGUUGCAAGUUCGCGGAAAACAGCAACAGAAUGCCCUUCAGCCGUGCGCUUGGUACUUUUUGCAACCUCGUUCGACGCAUUCCAGACAACCGAGAUCGUGUGCAACGCCCCCUGGUACCCGUUUAAGCAGCGAUUCGAGCAUGGGUUCGUUACGCCUGAAAUUGCACUAUACCGCCGAUCACGUCUUUCCCCUUGCCACGUACGACAACUUGCUGAACCUCCUGAUACAGAGUAUGGAUCAAAAGCCCAUCACUGCGAGCGCAGUGUACAUUUUGGGCGAAAUCAUCUCCAAUAAGACUGAAGUAGCUCAACCACUGGUACGAUUAUUCACAUACAAAAAUCUCAUAGCACCUAUGAUCAAGGCACUGGCCGAUCACGAAAUCUCCAAGCUGACGGAUCCCACCACAAUUUUUCGCGGAAAUACGCUCGUCUCGAAGAUGAUGGACGAAGCGAUGCGUCUCAGCGGACUGCAUUAUCUCCAUAGCACGUUGAGGCCCAUUGUCGAGGAAAUUAUCGCGGAACGCAAGCCUUGCGAAAUUGAUCCGAUGCGCGUCAAAGAUGAAGCCCUGAUUAGUACAAACUUAGUGAAUUUACAGAAUUACGUAGAAAAAGUAUUUGCGGCAAUUACGCAGUCGGCGACAAAAUGCCCUACCGUCUUGUGUCAGAUUUUCCAUGAUCUCAGAGAGAGUGCGGCGAAACAUUUUCCCGACAACAAGGAGGUACGGUUCUCCGUCGUGUCGGGCUUCAUUUUUUUGCGGUUUUUUGCACCGGCAAUUUUGGGACCAAAACUCUUCGAUUUGACGAAUGAACCAUUGGAUGCACAAACGACACGCACACUCACGCUCAUUUCAAAGACGAUUCAGUCGUUGGGGAAUUUGGUGAGUAGUCGAUCGGCGCAACAGCCGUGCAAGGAACAAUACACCGGACAACUGUACAAGCAAUUUUGUACGGAAAAACAUGUGGAUGCGGUAAAACAUUUCCUGCAAGUGAUAUCGACGUUCGGGACGCAUUCGGACAAUGAUAUUAUUACGGAACCAGUGUUACUUAAAGAAGGAAUGAUGACGAAACGCGCUCAAGGUAGAAAACGUUUCGGACGAAGAAAUUUCAAGACGCGUUUCUUUAGGAUGACGACACAAUCGUUAUCCUACUCGAAGGCGAAAGGCAAGAAAAUUCUCUGUGAUAUUCCGCUGACAGAAAUUCUGACGGUGCGAAAGGUAGACGAGCGAAGCUUUAAAAUGCAAAAUAUCUUUGAGAUUUGUCGUAAGGAACGACCAUUAUACGUACAGGCAGCUAAUUGCGUUGAGGAAAAAGAAUGGAUCGAUUUGUUGAACAAGUUGAUUCAAACUAACGUUUCACGACUUGAGUACAUCCACAAAUCCUUGUACAUUAACGGACAAUGGUCUUGUUGCGAUCAACAAGACGAGCAAGCAAGAGGUUGCACAACAGUGUCCCAGACCCCGCUCCAAAUGGAACUUGCCACAACUCUCGAUCCAGCGCGCGAUUUGCAACGCAUUCACUCGCUCAUCAUGUCACACAUCGCCAAAUUGCAGAUGAUCACGGACAGCGAUCCAUCAAAUUCGUAUGUCACAGCGGUAGUUGGUCCUCCGGCAUCGAGCGACGUCGAUGAAUUCGAGGCAUGUCGUCGUACAUUAACUUCUUUGGAAAAAAUUGCCACGAGUUUGGAGAAAAUUCAUCGAAAUUACAAGACUUUGUUGGCGCGAGACAUUCGCAUUGGCAGUGUACAAGCUCCAAUUGGUGACGACAACUACUUGCAUAUGGUACGCACUAAUUUAACGGGACAAGCACAAACGAUUGCACACAUGCAACAUCUGGACAAUUCGCCGAACUUCUUUCAUCGCAAUCACCUGCUUCGGUGUUCGGAGAACGAGAAAUAUUCUAAAUAAGGUUUUUGUUUCUUUUAUUUUGAAUUUUUGAAAAAUAAUUUAAUUACACGCUUUGUUGACUUUUGUAACUGUUUUUGUUGAUUUUUCAACUUUUUUUCUUGUUUUGUCAAUCAAAAUAUUUUUUUGUUACUCUUUAAUUAUUUUUUUUAUCAGCUUAACGAAUUAAAUUUAAUAAUAAUUAAUUUUUGCAAUAUUUUAAUUUUUCACUUUGCGCAAAAAAGCGAACAAAACCUGAGGGUAUUAAAGCAAAAUAUUUAAUAAUUUGCUUCUUAGUAGUUGAUAAGGUGCGUCUUUCUACAAAUAAAAUAUAAAAAAAUAAUUAAAAACAAUCAAG